Porites lobata is the source of this 2493-nucleotide messenger RNA. Lineage: Eukaryota; Metazoa; Cnidaria; Anthozoa; Scleractinia; Poritidae. The record is from the annotation of a GenBank genome assembly.
AUGCCAAUCCCUGGAAAUCUAAAAUCUGGAGACACUCUCUUUUGCAUCAGUGAAUCAAUGGACACAAUGAAUCAGGGAACAGAGAAACGUAGGGAUACCAAUCUAAAAUUAUUAACGUGGACAAUGGGAAUUCUGGUUUGUUUGGUAACUGAUUUUUUGUGGAAAUUCGAAGGGGUGUAUAGGCGUUGAAACGUAUUUUGCGCAAACCGCUGACACUCAAACCGAAUUUACACAAUAAAUCAGGGAAAAGAGAAACGUAGGGAUACCACGCUAAUUCGGGUACUUUUCAAAUUGGAACCUUACGCUAACUUCUUAGUUUCUUCCUAUCUAUAAGAGAGAAGGUCCACAUUACUCCGAUCUAAAAUUAUCAGAGCGGACAAUGGGAAUCCUGGUUUCUUUGGGAAUUGUUUUUUUGUGGAAAUUCGACGGGGUGUAUAGGCGUUGAGACGUAUUUUGCGUAAACCGCUGACACUUCAACCGAAUUUACACAAUAAAUCAGGGAACAGAGAAACGUAGGAAUACCAAUCCAAAAUUAUUAACGUGGACAACGGGAAUCCUGGUUUCUUUGGGAAUUGAUUUUUUGUGGAAAUUCGACGGGGUGUAUAGGCGUUGAGACGUAUUUUGCGUAAACCGCUGACACUUCAACCGAAUUUACACAAUAAAUUAGGGAACAGAGAAACGUAGGGAUACCACGCUAAUUCGGGUACUUUUCAAAUUGGAACCAUAUGCUAACUUCUUAGUUUCUUCCUAUCUCGACAGGUGAUGGUAGCACGCUUUGGGAUCGCCAAGCAAACUCUGUUGACCAUGAUUCUAUUUUUUCCGUUUACUUUUUUCAAGAGAAGAAGGUCCACAUUACUCCGAUCUAAAAUUAUCAGAGCGGACAAUGGGAAUCCUGGUUUCUUUGGGAAUUGUUUUUUUGUGGAAAUUUGACGGGGUGUAUAGGCGUUGAGACGUAUUUUGCGUAAACCGCUGACACUUCAACCGAAUUUACACAAUAAAUCAGGGAACAGAGAAACGUAGGGAUACCACGCUAAUUCGGGUACUUUUCAAAUUGGAACCAUAUGCUAACUUCUUAGUUUCUUCCUAUCUCGACAGGUGAUGGUAGCACGCUUCGGGAUCGCCAAGCAAACUCUGUUGACCAUGAUUCUAUUUUUUCCGUUUACUUUUUUCAAGAGAAGAAGGUCCACAUUACUCUGAUCUAAAAUUAUCAGAGCGGACAAUGGGAAUCCUGGUUUCUUUGGGAAUUGAUUUUUUUGUGGAAAUUCGACGGGGUGUAUAGGCGUUGAGACGUAUUUUGCGUAAACCGCUGACACUUCAACCGAAUUUACACAAUAAAUUAGGAAACAGAGAAACGUAGGGAUACCAAUCCAAAAUUUAUUAACGUGGACAACGGGAAUCCUGGUUUGUUUGGGAACUGAUUUUUGGGAACUGAUUUUUUUCCAAAAUUAUUAACGUGGACAACGGGAAUCCUGGUUUGUUUGGGAACUGAUUUUUUGUGGAAAUUAGACGGGGUGUAUAGGCGUUGAAACGUAUUUUGCGUAAACCGCUGACACUCAAUACGAAUUUACACAAUAAAUCAGGGAACAGAGAAACGUAGGGAUACCACUCCAAUUUCGGUACUUUUCAAAUUGGAAACUCAUACUGGAGAUAUAAUAACCAUAAGAUACCCCUUUCACUGAGAUUCGUUCCAACGCAAAAACUUAUUCUAACUUUCCAGUCUCUUUUUAUUUCUACAGGUAAUGGUUUAGCACAUUUUAUUCCCAGGAUUUCUGACCUUUUUCCUUCAUUGCCUCUAGUCUUGUUGUUUUAGAGCGGCUUUUAUUCAGUCUUUCCAGGUCAAAGCGAGGAUGUGCAUAAUUGGAGCUAAAACUAUUAGGUAGAGAUUUGGAAUCCUGAAUCCUGACUGACCACAGACGGCUGCUUUUGGUGGAACUGUUGUAUCUUGGAGUUUUAUAGAUUGGCUGGUAUGAGUAUAUUACGUAAUGAAUUUAUUCUUUAGAUAGGUCUUUUACAAUAUAUGCUAUCGCGAUUUCUCUUAGCAACGGCUGGCUUUUUAUGAGAGGCAAUAUCUCAUCAAGUUGUUUUUUGGACUUCAACAACAUUCUAUGCCCAAAGACACUCUUUUUAACGGAGAAACAACUCCACCCAAUACAUUUCUUUGCAGCGACUUGCAAUUUUUGCCCCGUGGCGAUCCCAUAAUCCUGUGCGCAAAACAUGCGUCUCCUAUUACUGACGAAUUAUUCAUUUACAUCUGAUUUAUUAAUGGAGAAUUUUAAAUUUCUUUCUCAUAAUUAACAGCUUAUCAGAGGAAGAGAACCUAGAGCCCCAAUAAAGUGUCGUGCCUUACAGAGAAGCGGAAACCUGAAUUGUUGUUCUGUGAAAAAGGAAAUAAUGGAUUGUAAGAACAGAGCACUCAAUGUGGAACAGAUUGAAAUGCUGCUGGCAUUUAUCUCCUCUUUAAAACCAUAUCAGCAGAUGUACGAUCAAGAUUAA